This is a messenger RNA of Pocillopora verrucosa, 1528 nucleotides long. Its product is annotated as eukaryotic translation initiation factor 3 subunit E. NCBI's taxonomy places the organism in Eukaryota, Metazoa, Cnidaria, Anthozoa, Scleractinia, Pocilloporidae. The record is from RefSeq and is a predicted model, not a curated record. Gene Ontology annotation, cellular component: nucleus; cytoplasm; eukaryotic translation initiation factor 3 complex. Gene Ontology annotation, biological process: translational initiation. Gene Ontology annotation, molecular function: translation initiation factor activity; protein binding.
ACGUUUUCAAAAUGGCGGAACACGAUCUCACUGCCCGAAUGGGCUCUUUUUUAGAUCGACAUCUCGUUUUUCCCUUGUUAGAAUUUCUCUCUGUCAAAGAGAUUUACGAUGAAAAGGAAUUACUCAAAGGGAAGUUAGAUCUUCUUAGCAACACAAACAUGGUUGAUUUUGCCAUGGAUGUGUUCAAAAAUCUCUACCCAGACCAAGACGUUCCAGAAGAGCUCGUUCAAAAGAGAACAGAAGUUGUCACACAACUGAAAUAUCUUCAGGCUCAGACAGAACCUAUUGUGAAAUGUUUUGAGGAUCCAGAGUUUAACAAUCAGAUGCAAACAACAAGAGAUGGGCGACAGCUAUUUGAAUACCUGGAAAAGAACCACGGGAUUGAGCCAGAAAUGUUAGACACAUUGUACAAAUAUGCAAAAUUUCAAUACGAGUGUGGAAACUACUCUGGCGCAGCAGAAUACUUGUACUUUUAUCGUGUGCUGGUUCCAGGGAAUGAUGAUAGAAAUACUCUGAAUGCUCUUUGGGGUAAACUAGGUUCUGAAAUCCUCAUGCAGAACUGGGAAACUGCAUUAGAGGAUUUGAACAGGUUAAAAGAUGUCAUUGAGAGCAAUAAUCAGGCAGGAACACUCCAACUGCUGCAAGAAAGAACAUGGUUGAUUCACUGGAGCUUGUUUGUGUUCUUUAACCAUCCAAAAGGAAGAGAUCUAAUCAUUGAUUUGUUUCUCUACCAACCUCAAUACCUCAAUGCAAUCCAAACCACAUGCCCCCACAUUUUAAGAUACCUCACAACUGCUGUCAUCACUAACAAGCGCAGACGAACAGUACUCAAAGACCUGGUAAAAGUCAUUCAACAAGAGUCUUACACAUACAAGGAUCCAAUUACUGAGUUUUUGGAAUGUCUCUAUGUCAAUUUUGACUUUGAUGGGGCUCAGCAGAAGCUAAGAGAAUGUGAAACAGUACUGCUAAAUGACUUCUUCCUUGUGGCCUGUUUAGAUGACUUCAUUGAGAAUGCCAGACUGUUUAUAUUUGAGACAUUUUGCAGAAUACACCAGUGCAUCAGUAUAAGCAUGCUUGCUGAAAAGUUGAAUAUGACUCCAGAAGAAGCAGAAAGGUGGAUAGUUAAUCUGAUCAGAAAUGCAAGAUUGGAUGCUAAAAUUGAUUCCAAGUUGGGUCAUGUGGUUAUGGGUACCCAGGCUCCCUCUGUUUACCAGCAAGUAAUAGAGAAAACUAAAGGCAUUAUGUCCCGCACUCAAGAACUGGCUCGUAACAUUGAAAAGAAACUCAAUGUAGACAAGACGGGAUAUGAUGGGGGUCCAUGGGAUGCAUACGAUCCUUCUGGAUUCUUCAAGCCCUAAACAAUUGAACACUUACACUUUUUAGCGCCAAGUUUACGUGUACAUCACAUGCAAACUGUAAUCUCUUAAUACAGUGUAUUACAAAGCAUUAUUUACUGAUCUCAAUCAGGCACAAAAAACUUAACUUGCUCUUCUGAACUGAAAAGUAUAUCUUGGGAAGGGGCAGGGGA